Messenger RNA from Cryptosporidium muris RN66, 2922 nucleotides. RefSeq names its product thrombospondin type 1 domain-containing protein. The record is from RefSeq and is a predicted model, not a curated record. NCBI's taxonomy places the organism in Eukaryota, Apicomplexa, Conoidasida, Eucoccidiorida, Cryptosporidiidae. The coding region runs from base 1 to 2922 and encodes 973 amino acids. The transcript has a single exon.
AUGAAUUCAAUAAGAUGUAUAAUAAGCUUUUUUUGGAUAUUUUUUAGUACUCCAAGUACAACUAUUGGAAGAAAAGCUUUUUUGAAUCCACUUAUUGAGCAAAAGAAGAAGGUAAACUAUGCACUGAUAAAUCCUGAUGGGGAAAUAAAGGAGAUUGUAUAUAAUAAUAUAAAGAAUUUUACUAACACAAAUACUAAAGAAGAGGAUGUUUAUAUUGGGGAUUGGGGUAUCUUAACUAAAAACGAAUCUGAAAUAUCUGAAUCAGCUUUAUUGCAUGAAAUAUAUAAGGAUCUAAUGACAGACCCACAACUGGCUGCGUUUUGCAAUAGUACUAUUUUUAAUUUUAAGGACAGGACACAUAUAUAUAAUCUAUCAUUAUUUUUAGAAAUAAAUAGCCAAAAUAUAUCUGAUCAAGUGGAUUCAAGCUUUAAUGAACCCAAAAAAGGAUACAGUUUUGUAUCUUGGCUAAAGCCAGAAAAUGUAAAGUCAAAAAAGAACUAUAAAAAUUUAAAUCUAAUAGAUUGCGAACUUUUAGAUAGGCCAUACAAAAUAUUAAGUAGUAAAAUUUCAAAUAAAAUUGCAUCAUCAAUUUCCCUACUGUUUCCUAUGUGGAAUUUUACAGAGCAAGACCAGUUUAGUGAUUUAUACAAACAUUUUGGAAGUCCAAUUAUGACUACACAGUAUUUGAAGGAUAUAGAUUUUGAUUCAAUGAGCAACGAAAUAUUACAAGUACUUUACAGUACAAUGAGAACGUUAAACUCAACUGCUUAUACUCUAAAUUCUCAAUUAUAUCAGAAAAGAUAUAGUAAUGAAUGUAAAAAAAUCUUGGGUAGUAAACAAGAAGUUUCUAAUAAAAAAAAUAAUUGGUUUAGUUACUGGUGUAAUAAUUUGAUUAUUCAUAAGACACCCCAAAUUUUGAACAAAAAUUGCCAAUAUUACGGAGAAUGGACACCCUGGAGUAGAUGUAGUAAUUUUUGUGGGUGGGGUAUUCAGACAAGAGGGAGAAGAGUUGAUGAAACUAAAAUUAGUUCAUUAAAUAGAAUGACAAGUGUUAAACUAUUAGAGGAAUAUAAGUUAAUGAAUUGCGAUUCUCAGAUACAAACUCAAGGUUGCAUAUCUGUAGAUGAUUGUUGUGAAUAUGAAGUUCCAUUAGAAAAUAAAUGGGUAAACUGCACCUCGAAUUGUUUCGUAGAAGGAAGUGAAUUCCAAAUUGUAAAUCUUAUAAAGUCCAAGAAUAUAAAUAAUCAAUCAUGUUCAAAAACAAAAAGGAUUUCAAGGAGAUGUUCAAGAUUGGAAGAUCAAGUAUGUAAAAAGUGUGAAUAUUCAGUUUGGAGCUCUUGGUCCACUUGUGUUAUGGAGAACUCAUCCUAUGUACAAUAUAGAGAAAGAAGUAUAUUAACAACUAACUGUACUAACCAUCAGGGUAAAUACAAUCAUAUUAUGAAUCAUCCAAGUAACAAAGAAGUUAGAUUAUGCAGGAAUGCAGAUAUAUUUACUCAUUUGGUUAAAGAGCCUGAGACUAUUGAUAACUUUGAGAAUAUGAGGAAUUCAACUUUAAAUAAUAUUCAAGCAAAACCACUAUUAAUGGGAAUUUUGUCUGAAAAAGAUCUAAUACGAAGUAUACCUCAAAAUCUAUUAGAAAAUGAAGGUUAUAAAGUCGAUGAAUGUAUUUUUGUCGUGGCAGAAUCAUCAUAUUAUGAUAGUACUUUAGGUUCUUGUGUUUGUCCUAAAUAUAUGAAGCCUUGUAUUGGUUAUAGCAUGGAAAAUACUGCAUCAAGAUGGAAACAACAGGUUGAAGAAAUAUGUGAAAGUAUCUCCAACAAAAAAACUAAACAUGGUAAAAAUUUGAUAUUCGGUUUUAAUCGAAAGAGGUUUGAUUGCAAAAGUAAAUCUUGGGUUUCAUAUUCAAUGGAUCCACCUUCUGGUAUAUGUGCAAAUAGUUUCAUUCUUUGUCAACCCUUAGAUUUAUGUGUAGUGUCGGAAUGGACAAAUUGGUCAGGUUGUAGUUCACCAUGUAAAAGUAGCAUAAGACAAUCUUCAAAAGUAAUACGUAGUGAUCAAAAAGUUUAUAAUCCAAUAAUAGUAAUAAAUAGUAAAAGAAGGAGAACACGAGAUAUAUUGCAAGGUAGUUGUAGUAUUUUCACCACAUUGCAACAAGAAAAUUGCAAUGAUUUACCUAUAUGUCCAGAUAUAUAUUUUAAAUUUAAGACAAACAUGGCAAGUUUCCAAUUCAAGGACUUUCUUAAUAACUAUCAAACGAACUUUAAUGAUAGUUUAAGCAUUAACAUAGAUAUAGAUCAUCAAAACUUUACGAAAAAAAUAGAUAAAUCUUUGAAUUACUCAAAUAAAGAAAAAAUAUCGUAUUUAUUCAAUAUUCUGAGUGCUGUUAUCCCAUAUAAUAUUGAAGAUAUCUUACUUGCUCAAAAAAUACUUAGUUCAAAAUGUGAAUUAUUUUCUAAGGAUCAACUAAAUAUAAAUGGUACAGCAAUGACACAUAAUAAUUCGUCCAUUAAUCCAAUUAUAUUUGAUAAGGAAGAGGAUAAAAGCAACGGCUGUAUAUGUCCUAGUGGAUAUAUUCAAUGCAAUUCAGCAGAAUUCUACUUCGGUAUGAAAUCAAACUAUUCCUUAAACUCUGCUAGCAAUUCUAAUAGUACUAUUAAUAAUAAUGGCAAUAAUGAUCAAGAAUACAUAGACUAUUCUUAUAUUGUUGGUGCAUUUAGUGAUUCAAUGUUUUAUAAUCAUGAUGGAACAUUUCAUAAAGUUCCUAACAGUGUCUUUCGAAAUUAUUGCAUCAGAAAAGACUCCCGUACAUUCUGCAGACUGAAACAAAGCAGAGCUAAUUAUGUUAUGUUGAGGGAUUUAUUCAAUACAAAUGUUGCUAUUGAAUAUAUCUUAGAAAAUGCAACCCUUCAUUUGCAAUAA